Messenger RNA from Temnothorax curvispinosus, 3280 nucleotides. Its product is annotated as wee1-like protein kinase. Gene Ontology annotation, cellular component: nucleus. The transcript has 4 exons. Gene Ontology annotation, molecular function: magnesium ion binding; non-membrane spanning protein tyrosine kinase activity; ATP binding. The coding region runs from base 337 to 2154 and encodes 605 amino acids. Gene Ontology annotation, biological process: mitotic cell cycle; protein phosphorylation. NCBI's taxonomy places the organism in Eukaryota, Metazoa, Arthropoda, Insecta, Hymenoptera, Formicidae. The record is from RefSeq and is a predicted model, not a curated record.
GGAAGUUGGAAGUAUUGGCACUAUUUGGCAGCCAUAAUGAACGCGAACGCCGGAGCGAGCGGUACGAUACUCCCGUGGAUUUGAAAAACAGAUUUGAAUUUAAUUGAAAGUGCGCAGCCGCCGAGAGUGCGCGACAACGUCGUCGUCGAUCCUCGAUCCUCCGGUCGGUCCUACUUCCUCGUCAGCCGUAGCUGGCGUUUCUUCCCCGUGUGUGUGUGUGUGUAGUUCCACCUCGUCUCUUCUCGUGAAAAGCGCGAGACGUGAAUCCGCGCGAGCGUCGCGUCGCGCACGCCGCACGUGCGUGACGUGAUCCAACGAAGAAGCCUGCCUGCGAACAUGGAGGUCGCGCGGAAGGUGCACUACGAUGCGUGCGACAUGCAGAACGGCGAGCUCACCUGGAGCUGCGGCGGCACCAACGGCGGCGGCGGCAACGGCGGCAACGGCGACGGCGACGGCGACGGCCGCGACAGUCCCGAGUGUCCCUACGUCCUCGACUCCUCCGUCGACGAAUUCGACUCGCCGCCGCCGCUGCAGCCGCGCAAGCUGUUCAACGCGGCUGACUGCAACGACGACGAGCAUCCCAUCAACAACAACAAUAAAAUUCCGAUCUUCGUGACAGGUACUCCGGUCAUCAGAGCUCCUAUCAGUCGCGAAACUGUUUCCCACAAGAAUUCAAUGGGUUGUAGUCCACCGUACAAGCGCGUUAGGGCAUUACGUCUAUUUGAUUCGCCCACAACCCCAAAAACUCUGAUAGAGAAGAGCGUGUUACAAACUCCGGUACCAAUAAGGUGUUCUAGAUUUUUUAAUCUAGAAAAACCUAGACCUUCGAAGAUAAGUCCUCCCAGUUACCCGAAUAAGUUGGAAAAACCCACUGCGAAUUUAAAUCCAUUCACACCUACUGGCAUGUUAAUAACAGCAAGAAAAAGAAGCAGAUCCAAACGUAGUCUCAAUGGUAGUAGUAGUUCGCCGGAUAUGCAAAUACCAAAGUUUGACCUCGCCGACUCCGAAGACUCCGACAACGAGUACGAGCACGCGACGAAACGCGUAGCACUGCAGGACUCGAAUAUAUCGCGUUACCACAAGGAGUUCCACGAGCUCGGUUUGAUCGGGGCCGGUGAAUUCGGCUCUGUGUACAAGUGCAUCAAUCGGUUGGACGGGUGUACGUACGCAGUCAAGAAGAGCAUCAAGCCUGUAGCGGGCAGCACCAACGAGAAGAAUGCGCUGAACGAGGUGUACGCGCAUGCCGUGCUCGGCAAGCAUCAGCACGUGGUCCGCUACUAUUCUGCUUGGGCGGAGGACAAUCACAUGAUCAUCCAGAACGAAUACUGCAACGGCGGCAGUCUAGCGGACAUGAUCCUCUCGAUGCAGGAGCAGAAGCAGCAUUUCAGCCAGGCGGAGAUGCGCCAACUGCUGUUGCACGUGGCCGAAGGGCUGAGGUAUAUACACAGCGUGCAGCUUGUCCACAUGGAUAUCAAGCCUGGCAACAUCUUUAUCACCAAGGAAAAAAAAUUGCUCGCCAUCAACUAUGACUCCACCGAUGACGGUUUCGACGAGGACGAGACCGUCGACGAGGAGAUCACGUACAAGAUCGGCGAUCUCGGCCACGUCACUUCCAUCAGCAAUCCGCAGGUGGAGGAGGGCGAUUGCAGAUAUCUUCCAACGGAGAUUCUGCAAGAGGACUUUACUCAUUUACCGAAAGCCGAUAUCUUUGCCCUAGGGCUGACCGUUUACGAAGCCGGUGGCGGUGGGCCUCUGCCGAAAAACGGACCCGCGUGGCACGACAUUAGACAGGGGAAAUUGCCAAACCUGCCACACUGCAGUCGCGAGCUGAACGACUUGUUGAAGCAAAUGAUUCAUCCCAAUCCGGAAGAGAGGCCAUCGGCGAUAUCUUUGAUGCAACACCGAGUCCUAUGUCCGCUCGGGAAGAAAACCAAAGCGCAAUUGCGAAGGGAAUUGAACGCUGAAAAGCUCAAAAAUGAAAUCUUGUCCAAACGACUCCAUGACGCGGCGUUGUACCUGAAGUCUAUCACACCGAACGUUGUCGGAGAGGGUGGUAAUAGCGACCGACAGUUGCGACCGAUAGCCACCAGAUUAUCGUCAUCCCGUAUUAUAGGCAAAAAAGUCAAUCGUAGUAAUAGCACUACGAACUUUUGAAUCUUUUUCUCGUUGACUUUUGACACCGGUAGAGUUUCGGAAGGUGGAACUUGAGGGAGCGAUCGUUUUCCUGAAGUCACCUUAACAUGUGAUACCGUAUCUAGUUUCUUUUAAGUAUGAUUCCAGUAAAAAAUAAGACGUUUAUACACACCAGAAUGCCGAAUGAAAUUACAUACGAUUGUAAAGAGCAUUCCUCCCUAUGAUGAUUAUCUCCUGUAAUACGAUUGACGUUUAUUAUAUAGCUGUAAACAACGUAAUAUCUUAGUACCCUUAUACUAUAAUAUGGUUGUGUAUUUUUUUUUUCUUGAAUUGUUAUCGAAAACGAAAUUUGUUAGUAUACGAACGUGUAGCAAGCAAGUUUGGAGUCAUUUUUUGGGGAGAGCGCUGAGGGAGCAAAGUUUGAUUUAAUCCAAGGUGUAAUUUAUGCUCGAAUGUGACAAGAUAGUAUAAUAUUCGUAGAGUCGAUUGGCAUAAAUUUUUUUUCUAAAUUAUGAAAUGAAGCUGCAUUAUAGCAGGCUAAUUUUGUGCAGUAAGAAAGUUUUUGAGGCCACUUGAUAUUCUUUCCUGUUUCAACGUUGAUAGAAUCUCUUGCGCUUAUCGAGUGUUGUUUUUUUUUUUUAAUACUGGGCUCUAAAACUUUCCUUAUUUCAAUAUAAAGUUUUUUUUUUCAUUAAAGUAAUUUUAUUCUAUCUCGGUAUGCAGUGCAUGCGGAGUAAUAAGUAAAAAUCGCAUGUAAGCGAAUAAAGAUAAACUAUUUGUGUCUUUUACAAUUUUUGCACGUUCAAUAUUUAUAUGUUAUAAAAUCUAAUAGUUAUCUCACUUUUCUCUCUCAGGAAUUUAGGGUUUAUAAUCAUUUUCUUAAACGUUUAAACGUUUUUCUUUUAUACUUUAUAAACAACGAACUUUUCCUUUUUGUAAAAAUGACAAUCCACGACUGAACAAGUACGUUCUAGUUGUAUUAAUAACAACGAAAAUUGUUCUUAUAUCUUCUUAACCUGCUUUCGCUUGCUGAUUGUAACGCUUUCUUUACAAUCUCAAUAACAAUGCACGGACUAUUUUGUAUCUCGUAAAAAAAAAAACCAAAAUUUACCUGUAUAAAAAUAAUAAGUACGUCCAUACACUUGUC